GUUUAGACCUCCCAUUAUCUCGUGGUUUUUUUUCCUCCAGUUUCCUUUUAUUCCCCCAAGACCUGUUUUCUUUUCGUCAUACCUGUUCCGUCGUCUCUUCUUCUUCUGACAGACUUGAUAUUGUAUUUCUGUAUUUCUGAGCGAGUUAGGGUCUGUUGUUACCACGGAAGAAAAGAAAGAAAGAAAUCUUGGACAUCAUGAAAGACUCUGAUGCGCCGGCGUUGGUUCUCGCCGGGACAACUACGCCCGAGCAGAUCACCACCACCAAAAAUACAUGGAAUACCAAGAACUUGACAUCACGACUCGGCACUGACUUUCUAUCCGCUGCGAGCGCUGCUUCCAUGGUAGCGCCCAUCAUUGCCAUUAUCGACCGCUCCAUCAUGGAAAACGCAUCUGGCGCAAACACCCUCGCAAACUCCGUAAAAUCCUCCCUCCGAACCCUCUUCACUCGCCCACACACAAUCCUCUUCUCGAAGCCCACAGCCCUCAUCUUCUGCCUCUACGGCGGAACAUAUCUCACCGCCAACGCCGUCGACACUUCAUUCUCCACCGUCAACAACAAGCCCGCCUCGAGCGUCACAGCCGGAACAACGAAAUUCGCUGCUUCUAGCGCCGCAAACAUUGGAGUGUGUAUCUAUAAAGAUCAGGUUUUCGUGCGCAUGUUUGGACCGCCUGGUGUUGUGCCUAGACCUGUUCCUCUUGCUUCAUACACACUUUUUGCGCUGCGCGAUUGCUUGACUAUCUUUGCGUCGUUCAACGUCCCGCCUUUGCUGGGACCGUAUUUGGAUAAGCGAUUUUCCGAGGAGAUGAAGAAGAGAGUUUCUGGGCUUUAUGCAGCGCAGUUCAUGGCUCCCGCUAUGGUGCAAUUCAUUUCUACGCCUAUGCAUUUGUUCGGUCUAGACCUAUACAAUCGUCAAGCGACUGGCCCUGGGGGAGCUGUUGUGACGAUGCGUGAUCGAUUAGAUCUCGUGCGGCGCAAUUGGUUCAUCAGCUCUGUAGCGAGAAUAUGCCGAAUUGUCCCUGCUUUUGGAGUCGGUGGUGUCGUCAACAUGAAGGUUCGCAAGAACCUCAUGACCAAGCUGGAGUAGAUGAACUCGGCCCAGCCUAUCAUCUCACACUGCAAGAGUUUCUCUCUGCAGAUUCUUUGAUUUCCGGCGUUUACAGUUACGAGGCUACGUGACUAUGGUUGCAUUUACUUGUUUGAUCUUGUCAAGAUCCACGGCAUUGGGGGUUAAUGUUACAUCUCAUGGUUUUCAACGAAUGGUGUCAUACAAAAGAGUACAUGAUGACGAUCCAUCACUCAUAAUAGACUUCUAGAACACGAUAGACAGGAUACUAGGUAGCUACGGCAAGAGUCAAGACUGAUACAGCCAAACUCGAUUAAAUGAGAAACGG
Molecule: messenger RNA, 1395 nt
Organism: Fusarium redolens
Lineage: Eukaryota; Fungi; Ascomycota; Sordariomycetes; Hypocreales; Nectriaceae
Exons: 2
Coding region: 198-1088 (296 amino acids)
Cellular component (GO): mitochondrion
Source: RefSeq, a predicted model, not a curated record